AACGCCCUUGCUAGGUAUUUUCGGCAUCCACAUGCCUGUAAUGUACGGGGAGAAGCAUAACGCCUUCGUGCGGCUUCAGAAGGAGAUCAUGGCACUUACCGACGACCUCUCACUCUUUGACUGGUUGGGAGAGUCAUCGACCCUCCACAGUUACUUUGCUGCCCAUCCGAGGUGCUUUAUGGCCCCGUCCUAUGACGCUCGACAGGACUCUGCUUCAUCGAAAUUCGAAUUCAGGUUGCUCAAAACUUCGAAGCGUAUCACCAGUAGCUUGUCUUCUUCAGCUCUCAAGCUUGUCAAGGACGUUUUGAGCAACCCACCUCACGGACGUUUCAUUGCGAAUGGGAGAAUGAGUAUGCCCUUUUUCGUUCACGAAGUGGUCACCCUUAUCCCAAACCAAAACAUGCCCGGAGUCUUCAGCUAUCUCGUCAAAGCUGAGGGCCUUUCGGAGCUCGAGGUCACCGUCACGCGGCAGCUAGCUCCUUUAUAUGGAAAGAAACUAGCUAUCAAAUACCGCAUCGUGCGAAUGUGGGAAGCGAGUCUUAUUCAACGUCAGGGAAGCACAGACGCCGAGGCUCCUGAUGCCCUGACCGUUGACAGCCCUGGUUCUCCGGAGCCGCCCACAACAGAGGGCUCCCCGAAGCAGGAAAAGGACAAGGAAAAGGACAAAGAAAAAGAGAAGGACAAGGGCAAGGACAAGGACAAGGAAAAAGAGAAGGAAAAGGACAAGGACAAGGAAAGUUGGGUCGGCAGAUCCAAGGAACUCGUCACCGACUUUGUGGCCGACAUGGUCACCCACAGUACCGCCGCUGCAUUGAUUCGGAGGAUGCAAGAACCGUUUAUUGCUCAACUUCUUUGUUCGCCUGGUGAUAAGCAGCCUUGGCGGAGGGUUGGAACCACCACUCGUAUCCUCGCCCAUGCGUCUUCUGGGUCCGUUAAUUUUAGGGCUCUUGAAAAUGUCAUCGUGCACUAAAUCUUCACGCCUUGUCGUUGCUCGCUAGCACUUACAUAGCUUUAUUGUACCCAUGUUUACAGCUGCGAUUACGAACCCCACAUUAUGAUUGAUGAAUUCCUAUGAUGUUGUCAACGAAGUAUGAAUGUAUGAAGCUGGUCAACGAACGCCGAAAAGAUUCAAAGAACGAACUUGAACUGAAAUUGCAUCUCAACUUUAAAAUCACACCACCAAAAAAGUACCGUGCAUGGCGCUGUAGCGAUGUCUCAAUCUCAACUUGCUGUCAUAGGCUCUAUUUGGUUGGCGAUUCAUUGGGAUCGAAAUGUCGCCAGGUAGUUCUCUUGCGGGGUGUCCGAUGUGACAAGUUGAAAGAACUAGACGAGAAGACCAAAAGGAUAGUGGAGAAAG
Suillus subaureus is the source of this 1357-nucleotide messenger RNA. RefSeq lists its product as uncharacterized. The record is from RefSeq and is a predicted model, not a curated record. The coding region runs from base 32 to 970 and encodes 312 amino acids. The transcript has a single exon. Lineage: Eukaryota; Fungi; Basidiomycota; Agaricomycetes; Boletales; Suillaceae.